CCGAAGCGGCGAGAGGAGGCGCACUAUUUGGCAGCCGGGCAGGCAGGCAGGGGUCAGCGGUGAGGCGCGUGAAAGCGGGGCGGUGGUCGCGGCCGGCGGACGGCGUUGCAACCGGGACGGAACCAGCGCGCGCACAGGAAGGAGCGGCCGUUUCUGGGCUCCGGACGCCGAACAAGCGAGCGAGAACCGAGAGGCGAGCAGCCCCCAGCCUCCGGGGCCUCCCUCCCCACCUCCCGGGCAGGCCGCGAGACGCCCGAAAGGUGGAAGAAAGGCGGCGGGCUCGCGGGGUCGCGGGCGUCGCGGAGCCUGGAGACAAUGGCGGCGCUGAGCGGCCCGCGGCGUUUUUGUUAGCGGGCUCCGAGUGGACGCCAGGCAGGCCUAGCUCGCUGCUAGCCCGGGCGGCGCGAAGGAAAGAGGCCUCCCGCGGACACCCAGCAGAGACCCCUCGCCUCUUUCGGCGCUCAUGUUGGACUAUUCAAAGGAUUUGUAACACCCCCCCCCUCCCCCCCCCCCCCCCCCUUUGACGAACACUUAGAGCUCGCUGGCUGCUCGAUGGAGGAGACUCCAACGAGCUGAGAGCAGAGCCGCUACUCUCGAAGCCCCAGUCGUCACCCCCAAAAAUCAACCUCCGUGAAUCCCCGCAGAGCGUCACCAAGCCGACUGCUCCAAAGAAUUCUGCGGGAAAGCGGGUCUUCAGCCUCACGCCAUUUGAACGUUUGCCGUCUUCCAGGAUCCCGAAGGAAACGGGAUUUCAUGUGGUCUCUCGACGACCGCAGCGGUCAGAGUCCUCGCCGGCGCAAAUGAGACGUUGAUCUCUUGGGAAGCGUGGACUUUUCUGCCCGAGGUUCUCGUGGGGUCGCUUUGACCCCGAGACCGCUCGGCCAUCGCUCGCUUGGGAGAUGUUCCAGUUCAGCAAGUACCCCAUGGAGAUCCUGGAGAUGCUGAGCGGACACCAGGCGCAUCAGUUCAAGGGUCUGGGCUUAGAGCGUCAGCUGAGCCACCAGCAGCAAGUGCAGCUUCAGCAUCAGCAGGUGCAGCUUCAGCAGCAGCACCAGUCCCCCGCCGACACGUCCGGGGGUCUGCUGUCGGGCCUCGGCCUGGGGACCCUGCCCGCCUCCCGGAGUAACGCCUUUGCCGACUCCUCCUCCCUGUUCGCCAAGAUGGGCGCCCCUCCCCCAUCCAUCUCGCACCAGAGUCAGUCGUCGUCCUCGUCUUCGUCGUCGUCGUCGACUCACGGCUCCAGGAAGUCCGGCAAGAUGAGCGGCGGCGGCGGGAGCUCCUCGUCGGGAUAUCCGCAGUUCCUGCGACCGUUCCACCCGGCCGAGGCGGCGCUGGCGCAGGAGCAGCUGCACUCUGGAAUGGGACGCUUUGACUUUGGCGGGGGGGCCGCUGGCAGCGGUGCCGGGGUACUCCCCGCGCCCCCCCCUCCUCCGCUGCAUCCCGGCCUGUCGGUGCCGCAGCCCUCCCCCGGACCCUCCUCCUCCUCUUCGUCUACCUCCACCUCCGUGUCGGCCUCCGGCAACCCCCCCGGCGGCACGGCGGUGCCCUUGGUGGGCCAGUCGGACCCCCGCAGCCUCCACCAGCAGUUCAGCUGCAUGCUCGCCGCCAACCAAUACUUCCUGUCGGGAGUACCCGCCAACAGCAGCCUGGAGCAGUUCCUGGUCCAGCAGGGCACUCACAACCACUUGGGUCUGGGUCUCGGCCAGGGGUCCUCCGAGUCCAACUCGUCUUUGGCCCCGCCCCCCGGCCUGCACUCCUCCCACAGCCACUCGGCCCCGCAACCCCCGCAGCAGCAGCAGCAGCUGACCCCUCACGCCUUAUCUCACCCCCACAACCACUCCCACCACCCUCACCCGCUGCACCCGGCCCCCCAGCCCGCCCCCCUGGGGGGGUUCGAUUUUCAGAGCAUUCCCGUCCUGUCGUCCAAUCAAAUUGCUUCCCUCAUGCAGCAGGAAGCGGGCCUCCCCCUCCCCCUGCCCCUCCACUUGUCCCUCCCCAAAGAUGACGGCGCCAAGUCGGGGGAGGCCUCGUCCUCGUCGCUUUCUGGCGGCGGAAGCAGGCGGAAAAAAGCCAUGGCGGGAUACCUGCCGCAGAGGAAGGCGGAGAGUCAGGCUCACGGCGGCGCGGCGAGCCAUCGUCACGGCUCGGCCACCUCGGGCCUGGUCGGAGGAGCCUCCGGGAGCGUCGGCAUGAGCGAGCAGCACCAUUCGUCUCUUCUCUCGUCGCAUUCGCAACACCCGUCGUCCUCCGCCGUCUCCUCCUCCUCCUCCUCCUCUUCGUCCGCCCCGUCCUCCUCCGCCUCCGCCUCCUUGCUGGUAGACGGCGACCAGCACUUGCCCAAAACCAGAGAAAACCGCGGCGGAAACUCGUCGGGGCAACCCGAAUCGGAAUCCCUCUAUCACUGCGGAGAGUGCGGGAAAACCUUCACGCAUCUCUCCAGCCUGCGGCGGCACCUGCGCAGCCACGGCGUGACGCCCGACACCCAAAGCAGGAAGUCGGACUGCACGUCGCCGAGUCCGGAGAGGAUCUUCUGCUGCGGCGACUGCGGGAAAAGGUUCAAGAAGCGAGGGCACCUGAUCCAACACAGCGUCACGCACUCGGAGAACCGGCCGUUCAUUUGCAACAUUUGCCAGAAGUCCUUCAACCGCCGCGAGUCGCUCACACGGCACGAGAAGAUCCACGACGAAAAGCCGUUCCGCUGCCCGGCGUGUGGACGCUGCUUCCGCGAAAGCACCUCCCUCCUCAACCACGCCGCCUCGGGCGCCUGUGGAAAACCUCCUCGGAGUUCUAAGAACCGCGCCGGCUCGUCCAACCCGAGCGGCGGCGGCGGCAAAAUGCGGCUUUCGAAUCCUAACGCCGUCGUUCCCAACGAUAAAUACACCGGCGACUACUCGAGAAGUCGCUACCCCGGCCAGGCGUCCUACGACGACGACUACAGGCGCUCGCAGGCGUCGUCGCUCUACACGCCGGACGCCGCCCUCUCUGGGGACAUGAGCAACCAAACGCUUCGGAAGGCGCCAUUAGCGCCAACCCUUCACCCCCACCCGCAGAGUCAGCAGCAGCAGCAGCAGCAGCACCACCACCAGCAGCCGCACCUUCCUCUCUCCUCCCUAUUGGACGAUUCUGAGGACGAGGUCACCAGCAGCGCCAUGUCGGCCAUCGCUGCUGCGGCGGCGGCCUCGUGCGACAUCAACACUGAAGGCAGGGACGGAGAAAGAAGGGACAUCAUCGGGGGUCUGCUGGGGGGUUUGGGGUUCGGUAACCUGGGCGGGCCGUCGUCCUCGCAGAGUAUCAACGGGUCCACCGUGCCGUUGUCGCACCACAGCCAGCUGCACGCCAAGCCCCGGAGGCCCCGCAAGCCCCGAGAGAAGCGAGACCCCGACUCCGUCGUCAGGAGGCGGCGUGGUCCCGCGCAGCCCGGCGACGGCACGGAGCGGCCCUACGGGUGUCAGCUCUGCGGCAAGCGCUUCCGGCGGGCCGAGACGCUGCGGCGCCACAAUCGGGUCCACACGGGCGAGAAGCCUCACGCCUGCGACAUUUGUGGCAAAAUGUUCCGAGAACCUUUCCACCUCACCAAACAUCUGACGGUGCACUCGGGCCAGAAGAACUACAAGUGCAACCUGUGCGGGAAAAUGUUCGCCUACGCUCAGAGCCUCGUCAGACACGGCAAGCUGCACCGCAGGGGCGAGAUCGACAACCAGGGCAGAAGAGUCAAAGGAGCCGCCAACGCCGCCGCCGCCGCUGCCAUCGGACAGGUCUCCAACCAGGGAAACUCUGACUUUUUCUCGUCUUGCUCCCAAGAGGAGAAGUCGCCCACGUCCGGGACCCCCUCCCAGAGGCUCUACACCUGCACGGUGUGCUGGAAAUCCUUCCGCCAUUAUUUCCAUCUGACGGCGCACCAGCAGACGGUGCACGGCGGCGGCGUGGGCCUGGAGAAGUCGUUUCGCUGCGAAGUUUGCGGUAAAUCCUUCGCCUACUCCAACAGCCUGGUGCGCCACAAGCUCUCGCAGCACGGCAUCGACCGCAACGGCCAGCGGGUCAACCAUUCGCAACCGCCCGGUUACUCGCCCGCCUUCUACGACUCGGGCUCCGGGUACGUGCAGCACGUGGCCAGCCAGGCCCCCGCGCCGCCCGCUCAGCCGCAAGACCCUCAACACCCGUUUCACUACCGGCCCAAAAAGCAGUCGGAGAGUACCAGAAAAGGGCGCAAGAAGAAGAGGCGGGUGGUGAUCCACAGCAUCAUGAGGGACGGGAAGCUGGUGGGCGUCCCGCUCAGCAAGGAAACGCGCAGGAAGUUGAUGCUGCUGAGGAAGAGGAGGGGCCGACUGCUGGCUCAGAUCAACAAGAAGAAGCUCCUGGCGCAGUUGAGGGUACGCGGAGGCGUGUCGGUGGUCAGGUCCUGGUCCGGGGGCGCCGUCAAAGUCAGCGGACUGCUGUCCAUGGACGUCGCCGUCAAGCGCUUCCCGUGCCCCGUCUGCCCGAGCGCCACCUACGCCAGGAGGGGCUUCCUGCUGCUGCACCGCGCCGUCCGGCACCCGCCCGGGACUUCGGGUCGCCGCGCCCGUCUGCACUGCACCGUUUGCGCGCGGCGCAGCGGCAGCCUGCUCAAAGCCCUCAAACACCGCGGGCGGCACCUCAAGCGCGCCACCUUCCGCUGCCACAAAUGCCGACGCCGCUUCUGGAACCCGCGGCUCCUGGAGAGACACAAGUUCUCGUGCCGGGCCCCCGCUUUGGGGGGACGGUGGGCCGACGGCGAAUGGGCGCCCGCGAGGAUGAAGUCGUCCCCGUCGUCCCACGGCGACCGCCCGCCGGCGCACCUACCUCUGCCGGCUCUGGUCCCGCACGAGAGGUCGUCGGUUCUGACUGAGUACGCUAAUUAAAAACUCAACUCAUUUGUUUGUUCCAUUAGUUUGUUGUCACUUUGUUUCUUUUUCUUUUUUGUAACAAUCCGAGAAGCGAGUGGCAGCUGGCAGCUUUUGAACAAAAGGGACAAGAAAAAAAAGAAGGAAAAAAAAAAGGAGGAGGUAAAGGUUCCUCACGACUCCAAAACAUUCUGCAAAGGCACAUGACCAACUGGUCACAUGACACUUUGAGUAGCAGCUGUAACCGUUCACACACACACACACGUGCACACAGAUUAACACAAACAUAUGGACAGAAAAUGGAAACGCACAUUGACUGAAGACACACGGACACACAUCAGCACGCACACAGAGACACACACACCGUCUGUGUCACGUAAACACUAUUGUCUUUUCU
This is a messenger RNA of Phycodurus eques (leafy seadragon), 5259 nucleotides long. RefSeq names its product zinc finger protein 865 (gene znf865). NCBI's taxonomy places the organism in Eukaryota, Metazoa, Chordata, Actinopteri, Syngnathiformes, Syngnathidae. Gene Ontology annotation, molecular function: DNA-binding transcription factor activity, RNA polymerase II-specific; RNA polymerase II cis-regulatory region sequence-specific DNA binding. The coding region runs from base 900 to 4880 and encodes 1326 amino acids. The record is from RefSeq and is a predicted model, not a curated record. The transcript is spliced from 3 exons.